Molecule: messenger RNA, 1855 nt
Organism: Xenopus laevis (African clawed frog)
Lineage: Eukaryota; Metazoa; Chordata; Amphibia; Anura; Pipidae
Exons: 7
Coding region: 20-763 (247 amino acids)
Source: RefSeq, a predicted model, not a curated record
CAACCAGUUGCUUCAGGUUAUGUCUCCUCCUCAUACUGAAUCCUUUCUGCCCGAGGAUAAACCACGGGGAGCGAGUGAUUUCAAUAUGAGUCCACCUCAACCCUGCAGCUCCGACCCUUCACUGCUCACCGACCCCUCACUGCUCAACGACCCCUCGCUACUCGCAGACUCCCGUGGAGGAGAAGAAGAAGAAGAAGAGCUCGUUACGUGCCCGGUGCAGCCCAAUGGAUCCGCUCACUAUACAGUCUGGACCCAGGAACUGAACUUAAAUACUGACAAUGGACAUCUGAGAACAGCUGGUAACCAAGGGCAGCGCUCAUGGCAACAGUGGAUCAGGAAGUACAAAUAUUGGCUGAUUAUCUCAGUGAUUGUUGUCGUUGGAAUUAUUAUUGGUUUUGCUUUCCUCAUCUAUUAUGUCACACAAGCAGUUGACCUGGAUAAUAACCCUGAUAAUGAAGAGAGGAAUUCUACUGAGCCCCCCGAUGCUGGAGGGGCCCUAAUCUGGCAGAACUGCAGUGGAAUCCGACUCAAUAUCUCGACUGAUGAGGUUUCCUGGGGAGAUGCCAAUGGCAACUGCACAAAGUAUGGAGGGCAACUAAUAGACAAGUCCCAGAUCAAUAAAGAAUGUAUAAAACUGGAUGAGGAUUUCUGGAUCAUGCGGGAGAACAAUCAGUCAGAUGAGUGUGAGUCUUACAACAUGAACCAUCCAAACUUGACAUUAAAAUGUGAUACCCAGAGGAGAUACAUUUGUAGCAAAUCCUGAUUAAAUGGCGGCAUUUACACUACAUCCAUUGCAUUAAGGACACUGAAAGUAGUUUUUUCCUUCCUCAUGAUAUCAGAGCCACGUCGCUGUUGGCAAUGGAAUGAGACGGUGCAGAGUGUAGAGUGGUACUACCAGCAGGAGCCUGAGGAGCAACUACACAGUCUUCCCCCUUUCCUUCUAUACCAGUUGAACUGAAGAACUCACUCUGAUGAGCGGUGAAACCUUUUCAAGAAAAACUCUAAAUGUCCAGUUGCCUUUGACUGAAUUCUACUAAAUACUGAAAUGAGAAUCUUCAUAGACAUUCAAUACUAGUGUUUCCCAAUUUUGUUUCUCUAUUUUUGUUCUAGCUGUGCCCACUGUAAUGACGAGCUGCAUUUUCAACCAUUGCCCAUUCUUUCCCAUCCAAUCACUUGGUACCAGUGGUUCUGCUUUAUCUGUCUCUCUCUAUGUACAUAUCCAGUGUACCUGUUUCUUUUCUUUUUGAAAGAUUUUCUUUAUUGAACAUUUUCCAUAACUUUUGUUUAGAGAGACUAGAGACGAAAGAAGAUAGAAAAAGAAGAAGAAAAGAGAGAGAUGAGGGGUUCCCGAUUUCACAAUCACGGUUAAUACAUGACUUAGGCAGUUUAACAUUGACUCUCAGGCUCGGUUGUCCAAGUCCGGUGCUGCAUCAUCUAACCAGCGAUCCCAGAUUUCCCAUAUUUUUCCGGACAACCACGGGCUAGAUAAACCAGUUUCUGCUUAGGAAGUGUGUCAUCAAUCAGUUUUUUCCAGAAUCCCAGAGUGGGCGGUUCUAUGGCUUUCCAGGUCAGGAGUAUUGCCUUUUUAGCGUAAUGGAGAAGUUGGUGGAGGCAUAUCCUGUCUCCCGAGGGGAGUCUAAGGUCUCCAAUCUGCCCCAGUAAACAAACUUCCGGUGUCCGGUUAUUAGGUAGACCCAGAGAGGUGUCAAUAAAAGUAAGUACUGAGGUCCAGAAACAUUGUAUCUUUGGGCAUUCCCAAAACACAUGUAAAUAAUUGCCUUGUUCUACCCCACAUUUUACACAUUGAUCAGGAUAACCUUGGUAAAUUCGAGCCAGCCUGUGCGGUGUGUAAUAA